CUGGUUAUGCCCAGCUGCGGUCACCCUCGGCGGCAUGGCUUCCUCCGGUCCCCCCUCCAUCCUGGACUCCGCAGAGAAAAACCAGUUGCUGGCCACUGUAUCCAACUACGGCUCCCAGGAUGUGCUCGCAGGCGGUGGCCCGUGUCCCAGUGGUCUGUCGGGCUCCCAGUUCCAGCGGCUGCUGAAGGAGGAGGAGGAGGAGGAGGCGCUGAGGAGGAAGCUCAAGUACUUCUUCAUGAGCCCUUGUGACAAAUAUCACGCAAAGGGACGCAAGCCUUUCAAGCUGGCUCUGCAGCUGCUCAAAAUCAUCAUCGUGACCGUGCAGCUGGUGCUGUUCGGACUGAGCAACCAGAUGGUGGUGACAUUCAAGGAGGAAAACACGGCAGCGUUCAGGCAUCUGUUCCUGAUGGGUUACCGUGACAACGCUCCCCAGGCCGUCCAUACGCAGGCCGAACUGUACAGCCGCAUUUACUUCGCCGUGGAGCAGGUGGACCAACCGUUCUCACAAAACACGCCACCUAAAGAGUCUAUGUGUCAGUAUCUUACCUGUUACUGCAUCGGGCUGAAUCCGCAGACGUACAGUUCUGCUCUGAGAAAUGAUGACUACAAGAACUUAACUCUCCAGUUUCACAAGCUGAUCAACGUCACAGUCGACUUCCAGCUGAAGGCCAUCAACAUUCAGACGGUCAUAAACAAUGAAAUCCCUGACUGCUACACCUUCGCUAUCACUAUCGUCAUGGACAACAAGGCGCAUAGCGGCAAAGUUAAGAUCAGCCUCCAGAACCAGGCCUCCAUAAAAGAGUGUAAAGAUCCCAACGUGUCGGGGCACGCUGAAAGCUACGCUCUGGAGUUCUUCGACGUUUUGGUGAUGAUCGUUUGCCUGCUGUCGUUGCUGCUCUGUGGCCGCUCCAUCCUCAGAGGAAUCCUCCUGCAGGACGAGCUCGUGCAGUUUUUUCAUCACAAACUUGGCCGCAGUGUGUGCUGGGAGGACAGAAUGGAGUUCAUUAAUGGCUGGUACAUCCUGCUCAUCAUCAGCGACUUGUUCACCAUCGUUGGCAGCUUCAUCAAAAUUGGGAUAGAGUCCAAGACGUUAUCAUCAUAUGACGUUUGCGGGAUUCUGUUGGGAACCUCGACUCUGCUGGUGUGGGUGGGAGUCAUCCGCUACUUCAGUUUCUUUCAGAAAUACAAUAUCUUGAUUGUGACUCUGAGAGCUGCGUUUCCUAACGUCAUCCGGUUCUGCUGCUGCGCAGCUGCUAUUUAUUUUGGUUAUUGCUUCUGUGGGUGGAUUGUGCUCGGACCCUAUCAUACUAAGUUUCGCUCCCUGUCCAUGGUGUCGGAGUGCCUGUUUUCUCUCAUCAACGGGGACGACAUGUUCGUAACGUUUGCUGAGAUGGAGCACAGCAGCCCACUGGUGUGGAUCUUCAGCCAGGUCUACCUCUACACCUUCAUCUCCCUCUUCAUCUACAUGGUGCUGUCGCUCUUCAUCGCCCUUAUCACCGGAGCCUACGACACCAUCAUGGCCCAAACACAGGAGCAGGUCCACAUCACAGACCUGCACGCGUUCAUCGCACAGUGCACCGACACGCCCAGUUCUGGCAAGUUCCGUGGCCCCGAAGGCUCGUCGGGCUCUUACCUCUGCUGCUGCAAGUAGUGAGGAAGAGGAGGACAUAAUGGAUUCAUAAAGGGAGUAAGCAGCAUGAGUGUGAAAGAGCAAGAUUCUCUAGGUUUGUUUUUUGUCCUCUAUCUUCAAAGCCCCACAUUUCCGCUCCAGUGACGGCUGAUGGAAAUUGCUCUCCUUUCUACGGUCUCUCAGCAGGGAAGAUAAAGACUUGGAGAAUGAAGCGACUGACCUUGGGCCAUUUUGUCCUCUGGUGACCGCAUUUAAAUUUUGCAUUUGAAUUUGUGCUGGGACGAUAGAUUGCACUGCACUGUCUCAAGCCCAAUUAUCGGCAUGGGCUUUUGUACUGAAUGAAUAAUUUAUUGUCAGAACUUAGACGCACAAUGCCAGUAAACAUUAUCACUCUAAACUGAACGCAAGGUCAACAAAGUAU
Molecule: messenger RNA, 2051 nt
Organism: Nematolebias whitei (Rio pearlfish)
Lineage: Eukaryota; Metazoa; Chordata; Actinopteri; Cyprinodontiformes; Rivulidae
Gene: mcoln1b
Product: mucolipin TRP cation channel 1b
Exons: 13
Coding region: 35-1651 (538 amino acids)
Cellular component (GO): lysosomal membrane; plasma membrane
Molecular function (GO): NAADP-sensitive calcium-release channel activity
Source: RefSeq, a predicted model, not a curated record